Molecule: messenger RNA, 1190 nt
Organism: Panicum virgatum (switchgrass)
Lineage: Eukaryota; Viridiplantae; Streptophyta; Magnoliopsida; Poales; Poaceae
Product: indole-3-glycerol phosphate lyase, chloroplastic-like
Exons: 3
Coding region: 200-640 (146 amino acids)
Biological process (GO): L-tryptophan biosynthetic process
Cellular component (GO): chloroplast; cytosol
Molecular function (GO): tryptophan synthase activity
Source: RefSeq, a predicted model, not a curated record
GGGCAGAAGCAUCUCACCCUCUCCCAGCACCACUGCACGGAACCCCGAGCCUUCCAGCGUUCGAGAAAAAAGCCCAGCACACCACCACCUCUCGUAGAAACAAGCUCCUGCUCGGUUCCUCCCCCACACGCGAGUGGAUAGGCUUCAACGCAUCGAUCAAGCGAGCGAGACAACCCCGUGCCACCUAGUAACUAGCGACAUGGCUUUCACGAUCAAGGCUGCGUCAACCUCAAACUCGACUUUCCCCCCGGCGUUUUAUCAGUCGUCGUUGCUCACAACGAAGAUGCCGACGGGGCGGAGGAAGGUUGCGGCGGUCGUCAGGGCGGUCGCCGCGGCGGCUCCACCAGCCCCGGCGCCAGCCAGGCCAACGGGCAAGCGGUGCCUCUCGGUGUCGCAGACCAUGUCCAGGCUCAAGGCGCAGGGCAAAACGGCGUUCAUCCCGUACAUCACCGCCGGCGACCCCGACCUAGCCACGACGGCGGAGGCGCUGCGGCUCCUUGACGCCUGCGGCGCCGACGUCAUCGAGGUCGGCAUGCCCUUCUCCGACCCCGACGCCGACGGGCCCGUCAUCCAGGCACGCACGCACAACUACCUAGCUAGCAAGCGACGCGAUCCCACCACCACGCGUGCGAAAAGCUAGCGCGGCCGGGUGCGCUCGGCUCGAGCUUUGCGUCCUCACGCCCUCGUGCACUUGAUCGUCUUCAGGCCUCGGCGGCGCGGGCGCUGGCGAGCGGCACGACGACGGAUGGCGUGCUGGCGAUGCUCAAGGAGGUGACGCCGGAGCUGUCGUGCCCGGUGGUGCUCUUCUCCUACUUCAACCCCAUCGUCCGGCGGGGGCUGGCCGACUUCGCCGCCGCCGCCAAAGAUGCCGGUGUAGACGGUCUGAUAGUCCCCGACCUCCCUUAUGCUGCCACGUGUGCCCUCAGGAGUGAAGCCAUGAAAAACGAACAAGAGCUGGUGCUGCUCACAAUGCAUCAAUGGAUGCAGCAAUUGUUCAGGUCAGUCAAAGCAAUAAGGUAGAAUAUAUAGGAAUAAAAUCGAUGGAUGAGGAAUGGACUACCAGCUCUUGUUCGUUUUUCAUGGCUUCACUCCUGAGGGCACACGUGGCAGCAUAAGGGAGGUCAGGGACUAUCAGACCGUCUACACCGGCAUCUUUGGCGGCGGCGGCGAAGUCGGCCAGCCCCCGCCGG